Hemibagrus wyckioides is the source of this 1928-nucleotide messenger RNA. RefSeq names its product CD209 antigen-like protein C. The coding region runs from base 57 to 797 and encodes 246 amino acids. NCBI's taxonomy places the organism in Eukaryota, Metazoa, Chordata, Actinopteri, Siluriformes, Bagridae. The transcript has 5 exons. The record is from RefSeq and is a predicted model, not a curated record.
UCGAGUUAAGAAGCGCAGCGGGACAGUAGUGUUUCUGUGAAGAUUAGAUUUUAAAAAUGUUUCAUUUAUGCAUGGAGGAGGCAAAGAGAGAUGGCGAUGAGGACAUGACGGUAGUCAUCUAUACAACCACAGAUGAUUUUGAUGUCUAUGACCCAGAGGCCAAAGACAACAUCACAAAGACUCACCAACAAAUUCAACACACAGUUACCGGAAACAACUCUGCCUGGAAAAGAUAUUGCAUAGUGACUGCAGUUUGUUUGGUGCUGCCAUGUGUUCUCCUGCUGACUUCUACCACAGUGCUGUGGAUCAAAUUUAAGAUCCUGGACUUCAAUAACGAUUAUUACAGAUACAACCUGUUCAUAGAGACAGAUAAUUUAAAGAUUGAAGAAAAUGAAUUCCGGAGGCUUUCUAAACUGGGAUGGAUAUAUUUCAACUCCAAUAUUUACUACAUCUCUGAUGAAGAAAAGACCUGGAAUGAAAGCAGACAAGACUGCAGACAGAGAGAAGCAGACCUGGUGAUCAUAAACAGCACAGAGGAACAGAAGUUUAUUGCGAAACAGCUGGACUGGAGGCGGGCUUGGAUUGGUCUGACUGACAGAGACACAGAGGGGGUGUGGAAAUGGGUGGAUAAUACACCACUGACCACUGCGUACUGGGAUGAGGGGCAACCGAAUAAUGAACAUAAUCAAGAGGACUGUGCAGAGAUUAUGGGUUUUCCAGAAACAAAGCCAUGGAACGACAGGAAUUGCUCAGAUUCUAAAUUAUGGGUCUGUGAGAAAUGUUUUUGUUGUGAAUAAGUAUUAUUAACAGUGAACAGUACAGUAAAAUGGUACAAUAUUCACAAAUUAAGCUGAAUUCAUGGAGUAGUUAAUUUUGGAUUUUAUUCUACGUAAUGUUUAAAAGAUCUUAUGUAAUGCUUUAAACUCACAAAAUGCAACAAUUAUACUAUCUUUUCCUGUUAUGUACAAAUGAUUUUUAAUCAUGUAUGCUUGCAUUCAACUGCUGUAUACAGUAUUAGUUUCACAUUCAUAAACGUGUCCAACUGAUUGAUUUUUACUGAAUACAGUAAUCGUAUGUAUCUUCCAUAACAAUUUGUAUUCUGCUUUGCUAUGUAUUGAUGGUAGUUUGUAGUGAUGUGGGGUGUUAUGCUAUGUUCACACAUACAGUGACCAGUGCCUACAAAGCCACUGGAGAUUUUUUUUUCUUUUUUUUUUCAAUAAGAGCUGACUUCCAAUGAAAUGAGUGCAAUGCAAAAAUCUGAGUUUUUCUUUAUGCAAAUAUAGAGCGACUUGGUACAGUGUCUGCCAAGUGAAGUGAAGACUUUAAAUGUACAUGGGAGCAUAGAGUUUCAGACACUCUGAAUCUGAAAUUUGUCUCAAUUUGUACAAUUUGUAAUUGAGGGUUAAUCGCCUUGCUUAAGGGCCAAGUGGUGGCAGUGUAGUAGACCUGGGAUUCAGACUCACAACCUUCUGAUCAUUAGUACAGCACCAUAAUCACUAAGCUACCACAUCCCCACAGUGUUUUCCCUUUUAGCAGAUCAGGAAUAAUUUGCUGUUUUAGUAAGUCUUUUAUAAAUUAGACAUAUUUCACCAUGUUUGUCAGUAGAGAUGAUGGUGGAUAGUUAUAUUAAUAGCAUUAUGUGAUUCAGUCUGAAGUUGAUUAUUUUUAAUAACCACAAUUUUUUUUAUUCCUCUAACAUUACAGCAGUUUCCCAACUGUAGGUUUGCUGCAGUACUGUAGUUUGCUAGAUAUAAACUAUUUUAAAAGGCUUUAUCUCUAACAAUUAUUAGCUAAUAAUUAUCUCUCUUAUAAGAGGCAGGUUGCUCUGGCAGAUUGUGUUAGAUGUACACUGAUGUGAAAAUGUACAUGAAGCAGAUCUUGAUAUAAAUAUGCCAGUUAUACAUUUCUGAGAUGAGUUUGAUCAUUUU